ACAGAAGAGGAAACCAGUUCCUGAAGCAGACACUCAACCUUUUUGCUCCAGUUCUUCUGAGGCGCUACAGGUUUUGGCUUUACCACGAUGAAAAAGGUGAUUUUGGUGACUGGAGCGAACAGUGGCAUCGGCCUCGCGCUGUGCGAGCGUCUCCUCUCACACGACACGGAGGGCCUGCUCCUCUGCUUGGCCUGCAGGAACGUGCGGCGAGCUCAGGCGGCGCGCGCUGCCCUGCUUGCCUCUCAGCCUGCAGCCCAGGUGGACCUGCUGCAGAUGGACACCAGCAGCGUCUCCUCUGUUCUCAGAGCGGCACAGGAAGUCAAAGUCAGGUACGAUCGGCUGGACUACCUCUACCUAAAUGCCGGCAUCAUGCCAAACCCAGAAUUCGACGCAAAGGCCUUUUUUAGAGGCCUUUUCUCCAGUAAGGCGAUCACUAUGUUUGCCACCGGUGACGGGAUUCUGACUCAGAAAGAUGGUGUCACUCCGGACGGCUUGCAGCAAGUUUUUGCCACCAACCUCUUUGGUCACUUUCUUCUCAUUAGGGAACUGGAGCCGGUUCUGUGCCAAGAAGGACGAACCUCGCAGCUGGUUUGGACCUCCUCUAGUAACGCUAACCGUUCUGCCUUCAGUCUCGAAGACAUACAGCACCGGAGAGGAGCUCAGCCUUACAGCUCCUCCAAAUACGCCACAGACCUGCUCAGCCUGGCUCUCAAUGAGCACUACAACAAGCAGGGUUUGUACUCAUCUGUCGUCUCUCCUGGAUUUGUGAUGACAAACCUGACCUUUGGCAUUCUCCCGUCGUUUCCGGCCUUUCUGUGGACAUUGCUGAUGCCUGUCUUUUGGCUGAUUAGGGUGUUUACCAACACUUUUACCUUGACACCUUAUAAUGGAUCUGAAGCUUUGCAGCUUUGGCUAUUUAGUCAAAAGCCUGAAUCUCUGGAUCCUUAUGCUAAAUACCACAGCUUAACAUCAGGGCUUGGAAACAACUACAUCCAACCACAUAAGAUGGACAUUACUUUUGAGACAUCAGAGUCAUUAUAUAUCAAAUUACUUCAACUUGAAAGUGACGCGAGGAAGAAACUGGCAGAAACACAAGCUGCAGGCCCCUCACUGAAGACCCGAACGACCUGAAUGAUCCACAUUCC
Messenger RNA from Gambusia affinis (western mosquitofish), 1145 nucleotides. It is a transcript of the gene hsd17b7, whose product is annotated as hydroxysteroid (17-beta) dehydrogenase 7. The coding region runs from base 88 to 1131 and encodes 347 amino acids. Gene Ontology annotation, cellular component: endoplasmic reticulum membrane. The transcript is spliced from 9 exons. The record is from RefSeq and is a predicted model, not a curated record. Lineage: Eukaryota; Metazoa; Chordata; Actinopteri; Cyprinodontiformes; Poeciliidae. Gene Ontology annotation, biological process: cholesterol biosynthetic process. Gene Ontology annotation, molecular function: 5-alpha-androstane-3-beta,17-beta-diol dehydrogenase (NADP+) activity; estradiol 17-beta-dehydrogenase [NAD(P)+] activity; 3-beta-hydroxysteroid 3-dehydrogenase (NADP+) activity.